AUGACUUCUCAAUAUCAAUACUCACCCCUUCCAACCCCGAAGUCAAUCCGCCUCAUCCGCCUCGUCAACACCAAAGAUAAAUCCUCGCCCCUUGAAUGCGAGUUCAGAGAAACCUCUCUCGACAACCCAGUCUCAUACGCAGCCCUCUCCUAUACCUGGGGAGGCGAACCAUCGAAUAUCCCUCUAACAGUAGUAAACGCCACGGCCAUCACCAUCCCCACCACCAGCCCUCAACAGGUUCAUCAACCCUCAUUAAUGAUAACCCCAAACUGCGCCGCCGUACUCAACAUCCUACGCGGACCACGGAUCCGCGAUCUCUCGCUCUGGGUUGACGCCGUCUGCAUCAACCAGUCCUCCAACAACGAGAAGAGCGUCCAGGUGGGCAUGAUGGCGGAACUCUACCAGAAGGCGAAAUACGUCUUUGUAUGGCUGGGCAACGAGUGGGUGCCAGCUUCGGUGCUUGCGUUGUACAAAGGUGUUCCGAGGGUAAGAGACGAACAGGGACGAGCCCUAGACCCAAACCUUCUCUCCAUCCUCCAACGCGCCCCCUACUGGCUCCGCGUCUGGACCCUCCAAGAAGCAGCCUACACCAACGCCUUCAUCCUCUGCCUCGACGGCGGAGGCGAAGCCCUCUCCAACAUCCUCCAGAACUGGGGCGACGCCCACCGCACCCACCCGGGCCCGACCCAACUAGCCAUCCACAUGCGCCGGAAAAUCCUCUCCUCCCUUCCUGCGGAUGCAUCUGAUGCUGUAUCCGCCGAGGAGCAGAAGGAAGCGGCGGAGAUUGCUGCGCGCCGCGGGAAGUUGAACGUCUAUCAGCUCAGGUGGCUGCUGUACUUACAGUCCACGGAACCCCGUGACAAAAUCUACGCCCUUCGCGCCGUGUUUCCAGAGACGUUUGGAAAAGUAGGGGUGGAUUACACGGAUCCGGUAGAGAAAGUCUACCGUGAGGCGACGAGGCAGCAUAUCCUGGGGCAGGAUACUCUUACCCAUCUCCUCCUCCUUGGUGCCGAAGGAGGAGACACGUCUACAUCAACAUCAACAUCAACAUCAGCACCGAGUACUCCUUUCCCCCUGGUCCCAGACUUACCCUCCUGGGCCCUCAACUGGAGCAACCACGCCAUGGAUGGAAGAAUGCUCCUAGACGUCCCGGCGUCAUCGUCCCGCGGCGGCAGACCCUACUACAGAUUCUCACCCGACACCCGCACACUAUACCUCAAAGGCAGGAGCGUCGCGCGCGUAGGCGACCGCAUAAGCUCCAAGCUCCCUUUAUUCGACCAUUCCUUCGUCCUAGCCGACAACAAGGAAGACUUGCUCGCCUGGGUAGGCGAUGCGAGGCGUGUCUCCCAGGCUUUCCUCUCAGAUAUCCUGUCGCCACCACCGCCUACCGACGCAAGCGAAGACAAUCAAGCGGCGAAUGAAACCGCAUCCCUUACCUUUCGAAGCACCCGAGCCCUGCUUGUCAGAAUCUUGCAAGCAAACCCGCGAACAGAAACAGACGCCGCCUCCUUAUACGCCCUCCAAACCCCCUCGGCGCUAGCGGACGCAAUAGCUUCCCGGCAACCUUCGACCUGGUUGAAGAUUGGCAACAUCAACGCCGCCAUGGGCUCCGGGUGCAUGUUCCUAACCUCAGAGGGCCACUUCGGGUUCUGCGUGGCAGAGCCGGAGCCAGGUGAUUUGAUUUGCGUCUUUUCGGGGUUGGAUUUCCCAUUCGUUGUUCGGUCGAGGGGAAGCGGGUGUGUGAUCGUAGGGUAUGCCGUCGUCGAUGGGGUUAUGGACGGGGAGGUGUGGCCUGAUAGAGAGGACGAGUUGACAGAAUGGGCGUUGGUGUAG
Colletotrichum phormii is the source of this 1833-nucleotide messenger RNA. RefSeq names its product heterokaryon incompatibility protein-domain-containing protein. The transcript is spliced from 2 exons. Bases 1 to 1833 code for a protein of 610 amino acids. Lineage: Eukaryota; Fungi; Ascomycota; Sordariomycetes; Glomerellales; Glomerellaceae. The record is from RefSeq and is a predicted model, not a curated record.